Molecule: messenger RNA, 1553 nt
Organism: Haliotis rufescens (red abalone)
Lineage: Eukaryota; Metazoa; Mollusca; Gastropoda; Lepetellida; Haliotidae
Exons: 12
Coding region: 33-1073 (346 amino acids)
Source: RefSeq, a predicted model, not a curated record
UCCAAGGCGAUCACCACGAGGCCAUCGGUACCAUGACAGUGAUAGAAGGACACAUUACUGGUAGUAAUGAGAAGCAGGUUAAGAAGCAGGACACAAAAGGGUAUGAUGACCCAGAGGCGUUUGCAGCUAACCCGACCGUUGAAACCACAAGGACAAACGACAACGGACGGAAGUUAUCACACAGUAGGAUGAGAAAAACAAUGAGCGACGCUGAGAAGUCUAGGUCGGACGAUGCCAGUGUGGGCACCUACUGCAAAACCCGCGACUACUGCUACAUUGCUGGCAUCUUUAGCCUUGGCACAGCUCUCACGUUAGUGCUGGUGUUUUUCACAGUGCUGCGAGACGAUCCAAGGAUGCCAGUAGAAGUAAUGCUCCAGAACACCCCGGAACUCCACUCGAACGACACCGGAAACGUGCCGUCCACUGGGACACCAACAUUAACGACUGAAAACACGACUGUGGCCGAGCAAGCUUCAGCUGGAGGCCAGGUUGCACCGUCAAUGCAGGAAAUUAGUUUGCUUGACUUGUUGGACCCCAUCCCAGCUCCAUCAGACAGCCUGCCACAAUCAGAACUCCACUCGAACGACACCGAAAACGUGUCGUCCACUUGGACACCAACACUAACGACUGAAAUUACGACUGUGGCCGAGCAAGCUUCAGCUGGAGGCCAGGUUGCACCGUCAAUGCAGAAAAUAAGUUUCCUUGGCUUGUUGGACCCCAUCCCAGCUCCAUCAGACAGCCUGCCACAAUCAGAACACCACUCGAACGACACCGAAAACGUGUCGUCCACUUGGACACCAACAUUAACGACUGAAAUUACGACUGUGGCCGAGCAAGCUUCAGCUGGAGGCCAGGUUGCACCGUCAAUGCAGAAAAUAAGUUUCCUUGGCUUGUUGGACCCCAUCCCAGCUCCAUCAGACAGCCUGCCACAAUCAGAACACCACUCGAACGACACCGGAAACGUGUCGUCCACUUGGACACCAACAUUAACGACUGAAAUUACCACUGUGGCCGAGCAAGCUUCAGCUGGAGAUGAAGUAACCCAAGAGGAUCCCGUCUUCGACAGCCCCUAGUCAACAUACUAAACUCCACAAAUGCUCGUGUUCUUGCCGUAUAUGAUAUACACGCGUGCCCUUAGCUUCAAAAUCAGAUUGAGAGUUCUCACAAAAAAUUCACAAUAAUUUCACAAAAUGUUGAAAAUUCUCACAAGGGGUGUAGAACAUUAGUAACAAUGGCCCUUAAUUUCUAGCUCACGUGACUGAAAAUCAAGUGAGCUGAUAUCUUGGCGCGUUGUUCGUCGUCCACCCGUCGUCGUCCACUUUACAUAUACGUCCGUCGUUAACCUCCACUCUACUCUGAAACUAUACGUCUAUCGAUGUUUGAUCCAUGCUGUGGUGCCUCUGAAAAGCACUCACAGAAUUCCGAUCUGCCACCGCAGCAAUUUUGGAAAUGUUAUUUUUGCCUGCUUAUCUACUUUUACACUUGUACACUACUUUUACCCAUGCCUUACGUAAACGGCGACGAACGGGAUCGGGUGGUCAGGCUGACUGACA